UCAAGUGAUCACCGGCAAGAGAUCGUAGCUAGAGCAAUAUAAGAGAAUGAGGAGUGUUUUAGUGAUGAUUGUGUUUGUAACUAUGCUUGUGCUAGUUCUAGCACAAGCUGAUGACUCAUCUUCGAUAACACCAGCACCUUCCCCUUCAACAUUUUCCCUACAACAAGACACUGGUGGCUGUGAUAACUUAUGCGAGUUGAGGUGUUAUCUUAAGAGAGGCAUCCCACAACUUUACCAAUUUUGCAUGCAGCUUUGUAAGCUCACUUGCCCCAUCAGCGGUGGUGGCGGCAGCAGCGGUGGCGGCAGCAGUGGUCAACCAGCACCUACCCCUCCAACCCCUUCCCUAUCGUCAUUUGUCAUCCAUCAUUGUACUUCUGCUUGUGUUGACUCAAUUUCCACCAAGUUAGGCUUAGAUGCAGAGAAAGUUAAAGGAGAUUAUGUGGAAACCUGCGACAACUACUGCAAGAAGAAGUACUAGCAUAUGCUAUGAAUUUACUUGUAAUAAGGCCUUAGAUUCUGUGGCCAUGCUUUGAAUAUUUUCCGUUGUCUUCGGUUUCUUAGUUCUCAAGAAAAGUUGUUACCCCGAGGGCAAUAAUUGUCGAAUGUAUUCCAUUUCCAAUAUUUAUAUAUAUAUAAGAU
Messenger RNA from Corylus avellana, 639 nucleotides. The record is from RefSeq and is a predicted model, not a curated record. Lineage: Eukaryota; Viridiplantae; Streptophyta; Magnoliopsida; Fagales; Betulaceae.